Molecule: messenger RNA, 2836 nt
Organism: Homo sapiens (human)
Lineage: Eukaryota; Metazoa; Chordata; Mammalia; Primates; Hominidae
Gene: GSG1
Product: germ cell associated 1
Exons: 7
Coding region: 156-1220 (354 amino acids)
Cellular component (GO): endoplasmic reticulum membrane
Source: RefSeq, a predicted model, not a curated record
AGGACAUCCUCUCCAAUCCACCACACACCACCUUACCCCUCUGCUGGCAAGAGGGGACCUGAUUCAUCCUCACGCUAAACACUCAUUCUACCCAACUGAUUGAGACAGAACAGAAGAUAAACUGAAACUUCUCUGCCUUCCCGCUGCAAGAGUGAAUGAGCGAUCCCUCUCAACUGACUCAAAAUGUUUGCCUCACCCAGGAGAUGGAGCUCUCGAAGGCCUUCUCUGGCCAGCGGACACUCCUAUCUGCCAUCCUCAGCAUGCUAUCACUCAGCUUCUCCACAACAUCCCUGCUCAGCAACUACUGGUUUGUGGGCACACAGAAGGUGCCCAAGCCCCUGUGCGAGAAAGGUCUGGCAGCCAAGUGCUUUGACAUGCCAGUGUCCCUGGAUGGAGAUACCAACACAUCCACCCAGGAGGUGGUACAAUACAACUGGGAGACUGGGGAUGACCGGUUCUCCUUCCGGAGCUUCCGGAGUGGCAUGUGGCUAUCCUGUGAGGAAACUGUGGAAGAACCAGCUAAAAGCGAGAUGGAAGAGGAAUUAAAAAAAUGUGUGUAUUUACAUUUAUAUUUAUUAUUGUGCCACUUAGCACUGCUCCAUCCCCAGUCCUGGAAACAAUUUAGAGCCCUUCGGUCCAGUGGUACAGCGGCAGCAAAAGGGGAGAGGUGCCGAAGUUUCAUUGAACUUACACCACCAGCCAAGAGAGGUGAGAAAGGACUACUGGAAUUUGCCACGUUGCAAGGCCCAUGUCACCCCACUCUCCGAUUUGGAGGGAAGCGGUUGAUGGAGAAGGCUUCCCUCCCCUCCCCUCCCUUGGGGCUUUGUGGCAAAAAUCCUAUGGUUAUCCCUGGGAACGCAGAUCACCUACAUCGGACUUCAAUUCAUCAGCUUCCUCCUGCUACUAACAGACUUGCUACUCACUGGGAACCCUGCCUGUGGGCUCAAACUGAGCGCCUUUGCUGCUGUUUCCUCUGUCCUGUCAGGGCUCUGCCUUCCUGUUUCCUUGGUAGGUCUCCUGGGGAUGGUGGCCCACAUGAUGUAUUCACAAGUCUUCCAAGCGACUGUCAACUUGGGUCCAGAAGACUGGAGACCACAUGUUUGGAAUUAUGGCUGGGCCUUCUACAUGGCCUGGCUCUCCUUCACCUGCUGCAUGGCGUCGGCUGUCACCACCUUCAACACGUACACCAGGAUGGUGCUGGAGUUCAAGUGCAAGCAUAGUAAGAGCUUCAAGGAAAACCCGAACUGCCUACCACAUCACCAUCAGUGUUUCCCUCGGCGGCUGUCAAGUGCAGCCCCCACCGUGGGUCCUUUGACCAGCUACCACCAGUAUCAUAAUCAGCCCAUCCACUCUGUCUCUGAGGGAGUCGACUUCUACUCCGAGCUGCGGAACAAGGGAUUUCAAAGAGGGGCCAGCCAGGAGCUGAAAGAAGCAGUUAGGUCAUCUGUAGAGGAAGAGCAGUGUUAGGAGUUAAGCGGGUUUGGGGAGUAGGCUUGAGCCCUACCUUACACGUCUGCUGAUUAUCAACAUGUGCUUAAGCCAACAUCCGUCUCUUGAGCAUGGUUUUUAGAGGCUACGAAUAAGGCUAUGAAUAAGGGUUAUCUUUAAGUCCUAAGGGAUUCCUGGGUGCCACUGCUCUCUUUUCCUCUACAGCUCCAUCUUGUUUCACCCACCCCACAUCUCACACAUCCAGAAUUCCCUUCUUUACUGAUAGUUUCUGUGCCAGGUUCUGGGCUAAACCAUGGAGAUAAAAAGAAGAGUAAAAUACACUUCCCGACCUUAAGGAUCUGAUACAUCUAGUUAUUGGUCUGGAAAUUGGAGAAAUGGAGGUGAGCAAAUUAACGGUAGUGUGACUGUGGCUCAACUUUCCAUGGUACGCGCGAAUUGUUCUGGAAGUCACAGAUGGGAAGACAGAAGCGCCCCUGAGUGCUUUGUCAUAUAGCACAGAAGUCCUCCACACUGCCUGGGACAGUGUCCUGCAUCCACACAGUAGGUACCCAGUAAAAGUGUUAUUAAAUAUUGUCCCAGGAGCCCUUAGGAGAGUGGUUUAACAUGAGAAGGCGCCAACAGCACACAGGGUCAGGGUCACUUCUAGAAAUAGCCCACCAAGGCUAUUCAGAUUGGACUGUGGUUCCCUUCUGGACAGUCACACCAGGGACUUCCCAGUGAACAAGGGGGCAUAGGCUCCUCUCUGGAUCCCACCUUUUCAUCCCUUCUGAGAAAUGUACCCUAUUAUUUCCUUCAUAAAGAAUGCCACCCAUCUGAUUCCUCAAGAAUCUAGACCUAGAAAUACCAUUUGACCCAGCCAUCCCAUUACUGGGUAGAUACCCAAAGGAUUACAAAUCAUGCUGCUAUAAAGACACAUGCACACAUAUGUUUAUUACGGCACUAUUUAUAAUAGCAAAGACUUGGAACCAACCCAAAUGUCCAUCAGUGAUAGACUGGAUUAAGAAAAUGUGGCACAUAUACACCAUGGAAUACUAUGCAGCCAUAAAGAAGGAUGAGUUUAUGCCCUUUGUAGGGACAUGGAUGAAGCUGGAAACCAUCAUUCUGAGCAAACUAUCGCAAGGAUAGAAAACCAAACACUGCAUAUUCUCACUCACAGGUGGGAAUUGAACAAUAAAAACACUUGGACACAGGGUGGGGAACAUCACACACCGGGCCUGUCAUGGGGUGGGGGGAGGGGGGAGGGAUAGCAUUAGGAGAUAUACUAACGUAAAUGACGAGUUAAUGGGUGCAGCACACCAACAUGGCACAUGUAUACAUAUGUAACAAAUCUGCACGUUGUGCACAUGUACCCUAGAACUUAAAAAAAAAAAAAAAAGAAUGCCACCCA